AUGAGUAGUUCGUUGCGUCCGAUGGACCUAGUGAGCCAGCCGGCUCCUUAUCAGGACCGGUAUAAGAUAUUGCAGAAACUCGUAGCUCAUUUACAGAAAGUAAGGCCCAAUCCGAGUAAAAGUACCCAUAAGCUGGCCAUUGGCCUCGAAGGGCGAGUUGCCAAGACCAGUGCAUCUGCACAAAGCUAUAGAUUCAAUAUGAGUAUUCUAUUUCGCGAUUUGACCAAGCAUAAGGGUGAUUUGAGUAAGAUAAGGAUAGCUCAGAAACCGAUAGUUAGUGCAGCCAAACCAUUACGUGAGAAUGUGACGAAAGCAACAGCGAUGGAGAAACUCAGGGCUUUGCUUCACGAGAUUUCCGUGUUGGAAAAGAAUGGCUAUAACAUGAGUUCUGUGUCAAGCGGGGCUGCUCAGGACUCUGUAUUAGCUGUCCACGAGACAUGCGUGAGAUGUAAUACUAAAUUUGAAAGAUCCAAUAUUAUGGAAAAAACUUUAUGUCGAUAUCAUGACUCGAAGAAACAAUUUGACAAAGCCAAUAGGACCUAUCAGUAUCCUUGCUGCGGUGAGACUACUGCUUCCACAUCAUUCCUUCGGUUGGGAUGUAAGACCAACAAGCACCAUGUCUUCAAAUCAGAGGCCGUAGAGUCAUUAUCAGAGAUCUCUGAAUUCAUCAAAACGUGGAAAGUUGAGGGAGAGGAAAAUGUGCUGGCUCUAGAUUGCGAAAUGGGGUUCACAUCGCUCGGAUAUGAAAUGAUAAGAUUAACUGUAGUAGAUUUUUUCACCUCAAAGACCUUAUUUGACGAAAUAAUCCAGCCUAUUGGAGAAGUCAUCGACCUAAAUACCCAGUUCAGUGGUGUUAGUGAUAUCGAUAAGCAGUUAUCUCUGACCUACCAUGAUGCAAUGGAAAAAGUCGUUUCACCUAACCUCAUCAAUGCCAAUAGUAUCUUGAUAGGACACGGCUUGGAGAACGAUUUAAAUGUGAUGAGAAUAAUUCAUCGCAGUAUAAUCGACACAGCAAUCCUAUACUCGAAGGGGAAAUACAAGGUAUCGCUCAAGAACCUGGCUUUUGAGUUUUUGAGCCGAAAGAUUCAAUCUGGUGAGCAUGACAGUUCAGAGGAUGCGAUUGCUACCAUGGACGUAGUCAAAGUGAAAAAUGGCAUACCUCUGGACCAAAAGGAUUGGGACUAG
Messenger RNA from Torulaspora delbrueckii, 1185 nucleotides. It is a transcript of the gene REX3, whose product is annotated as RNA exonuclease. Gene Ontology annotation, molecular function: exonuclease activity; nucleic acid binding. Bases 1 to 1185 code for a protein of 394 amino acids. The transcript has a single exon. Gene Ontology annotation, cellular component: nucleus. The record is from RefSeq and is a predicted model, not a curated record. NCBI's taxonomy places the organism in Eukaryota, Fungi, Ascomycota, Saccharomycetes, Saccharomycetales, Saccharomycetaceae.